This is a messenger RNA of Effrenium voratum, 1266 nucleotides long. The record is from the annotation of a GenBank genome assembly. NCBI's taxonomy places the organism in Eukaryota, Dinophyceae, Suessiales, Symbiodiniaceae.
AUGGACGGCGGGACAAAAGCUCAGGAGGCGCCUCGGGCGGCGCGUGAAGGCCCAGCCUUGCUGAUGACAUCAGCCAGCAUUGCGAUGCGCAGCUCCCCUGGACAAGGGGAUGCUUUUAGAUUAGGGCAUCUGGCAGGAAAGCUCUCGCUGGAUCCAUCUGCUCGCUACGGCGGCAGCCAAAGCAGCAGAACGAGCACUGCAGAGUCGAACGCGAGCCACGUCUCGCCUUCCAGCACUACAUCCAGCCUUGAUGCAGCUCUGGAAGAGUUAGAGGAGCUGGAGGCCAGCAUAGAGGCGGUGAGCGAUGAGGUCUACAAAUGGAGGCCGGAUCGAUUCCAAAUGCAGCGCACCCUGCAAAUGGCGGCAAGGAAUCAAGGCGCUGUGAAUCUCAUGAAAUGCCUAGAGGACGGCCAGUUCGUUGCUGUGAAGACCAUGCCGUGUUCCUGGACCACAAACGGCCACAGACAGCAUAGAAGAGCUCACCCCAGAGAUACCGAGAAUCCUUGGGUAGACUUUGGCAUUGUGAGGUAUCUGGCAAAGAAAUCCGUCCCCUGGGUGUGCGAGCCCAUGGGUAUUUUCAUGGACAGUGAGUGGACCUACUGUGUGUCUAGUCUGGCCACCGAAGGGGACUUCUUCAACUUCGUGUCCAUCGGCCCGGAGCCUGGCCCCGCGCGCGAGAAGGCGCUACAACCAUUCAUGGUUCAGGUCUUUUCCGCUGUGCGGUGGCUACACGAUCGCUUUAUUGCCCACUGUGACAUCUCGAUGGAGAACAUUUUGGUAUCUCGGGAGAGAGGACAGUAUCAGGUGAAGCUGAUCGACUUCAGCAUGGCCGUCAUGGGUCAGAAAGUGACCUGCGGCCAUCGAGGGAAGCCGUCCUACCAGGCUCCAGAGAUGGCUUUGUCGCCCUUCUACGACCCUUUUGCCCUCGAUUGCUUCGCGCUCGGCGUUGUGAUCUUCUCGAGCACUGCCCGGGUGUAUCCUUGGCUCUCCACGGUGCAGGGCUCUUGCAAAUGCUUCGACUAUGUUGUACAGCAUGGGCACCGGAAGUUCUGGAGAACACGGAAGAUCAAGAAGACAGUUCCAGUACAGACCAUCGACACCGUCCUGAGCGAGGAGCUGAAGCAGAUCAUCGAGGGGAUGUUAGCCCUGAAUGCCUGCGACAGGCUCUCAAUUGAAGAGGUCUUCAACUUCGGCUGGUUCCACGGCGAUGGUGCGGUUUCGCUCACGGCCUUUGGCUCUGACCAAAAGGCGUCUUUUCAGCCGUGA